This is a messenger RNA of Nestor notabilis (Kea), 2123 nucleotides long. It is a transcript of the gene SLC16A3, whose product is annotated as solute carrier family 16 (monocarboxylate transporter), member 3. Bases 21 to 1442 code for a protein of 473 amino acids. The record is from RefSeq and is a predicted model, not a curated record. The transcript is spliced from 4 exons. Gene Ontology annotation, cellular component: membrane. Gene Ontology annotation, molecular function: monocarboxylic acid transmembrane transporter activity. Gene Ontology annotation, biological process: transmembrane transport; monocarboxylic acid transport. NCBI's taxonomy places the organism in Eukaryota, Metazoa, Chordata, Aves, Psittaciformes, Psittacidae.
GAACACCCUUGAGCUUGGUCAUGGGAGCUGUAGUAGCUGAUGAUGGUCCACCUGGUGUUAAAGCCCCUGAUGGAGGCUGGGGCUGGGCUGUCCUUUUUGGCUGUUUUAUCAUCACAGGAUUCUCCUAUGCCUUUCCUAAGGCAGUUAGUGUCUUCUUCAAAGAACUUAUCCGGGAAUUCGGCAUCGGAUAUAGUGACACCGCAUGGAUUUCCUCUAUUCUGUUGGCCAUGCUUUAUGGAACAGGUCCACUCUGUAGUGUAUGUGUCAACCGCUUUGGCUGUCGCCCUGUCAUGCUGGUGGGUGGCCUUUUUGCCUCGCUGGGGAUGGUGAUAGCCUCCUUCUGCACAAGCAUCGUUCAGAUCUAUCUAACCGCAGGUGUGAUCACUGGUUUGGGACUGGCACUAAACUUUCAGCCUUCACUCAUCAUGUUAAACCGUUACUUUGACAAACGCCGUCCUUUAGCCAAUGGGCUAUCUGCUGCGGGGAGUCCAGUGUUUCUUUGUGCUCUCUCACCAUUGGGGCAGAUACUACAACAUGAGUAUGGCUGGAGAGGAGGAUUCCUUAUACUGGGUGGGAUGCUGCUCAACUGCUGUGUAUGUGGCGCAUUAAUGAGACCUUUGGAGCCACCAAAAAAGCCUGAAGCUACCAAAGACCCAGCUGAGAAGAAAGCAAAGAAAAAACUUCUGGAUUUCAGUGUUUUUAAAGAUGGUGGUUUUGUAAUCUACACGCUAGCAGCAUCUAUCAUGGUGCUUGGCCUCUUUGUUCCCCCAGUUUUCGUUGUGAGUUAUGCCAAGGACUUAGGAUAUCAAGACACCAAAGCAGCUUUUCUUCUGACUAUUCUGGGAUUCAUUGAUAUCUUUGCUCGGCCUAUUUGUGGAAUGGUAGCUGGUCUUAAAUGGGUUAGACCACGCUGUGUCUACCUCUUCAGUUUUGCUAUGAUCUUCAAUGGCUUUACAGAUCUCAUGGGUUCUAUGUCUGUUGACUAUGCUGGCCUGGUGGUGUUUUGUAUUUUCUUUGGCAUUUCUUAUGGAAUGGUAGGUGCUCUCCAGUUUGAAGUUCUCAUGGCUAUCGUGGGUACCCAGAAGUUUUCCAGUGCUAUUGGCUUAGUGCUCCUGGCAGAAGCUAUGGCUGUUCUAAUUGGUCCACCAUCAGCAGGAAAACUCCUGGAUGCAACAGGGAGGUACAUGUUUGUUUUUAUUAUUGCUGGAAUUGAAGUUACCACCUCAGCACUUGUAUUGGCCUUGGGAAAUUUCUUCUGCAUUAAGAAAAAAUCAGAAGAACCACACACAAAAGAAGAAGCAGCAGAAAGAGAGGAAUUAAACAAAUCUGAAGACAAAACUCCUGAAGAUGCCAAGGUGGACUCUAUUGAAGUGGAACAAUUUCUUAAAGAUGAGCCUGAAAAAAACGGUGAAGUUGUAACUAACCCAGAAACAUGUGUGUGAGCAUGACAGGAAACCAACAAAGCUUCUAGAAACAAGAUUUUCAACACUAUUUAUUUUAGAACUAGAACUAGCUUAGGGCUGGGCCAUCUGCUUUAUUAACUGGAAACCGGUCGGCUCCUCAGGGCUCUCUGGAAGCUGAUUAGCUAGAUAACCUUUUAUUGGAAGAUUGGCUUGAUCAGUAAAAGGUGGAGCAUUGUGGUUCUAUUUUUUAUGCAAACUAAAAAGCUUUUAUAAACACAGGUAGAGUCUUGCUAUGCAUCACUAGAAACUGCUCACUUGGAAGAGAUAUAGGAAGAAUAUCUUUUAAGAAAAGUGGAAUUAAAUGUACAUAUUGAGGCAAUAUUAGUGAAUUUGCUGUGUUGUGCAGCUAAAUGUAAUUUCCCUUCCUGUGUUCUUUGUGAAGGGGAAAAAAACAGAAAAUUCUCAGGAACUUACAGGUCUUCGUUAGGUUUUUGAAUUUGUUGCGUUUUCAGAUUUUUAGAUUAAUCAGCUCAGCCCUAAUUUAAUUCUGGUAUUAUCUAUUACUUUAUGUAAAUGUAUUUCUGAGUUUUGCCUAUACCUACAAUCUUUGUAGUUAUCAUCUGGAAAUACUCUGUGGAGAGGCACAUUAUAGAUACUGUCCUCAGCAGAUCACACAAGUGGUAUUCUGAAGUAGUACUAAAAGAAAAUAAAAUGAGCAGA